CUUACAAUUAACACUGUUUUAAAGCUUAGAAUUAACACUGUUUUAAAGCUUACAAUUAACACUGUUUUAAAGCUUACAAUUAACACUGUUUUAAAGCUUACAAUUAACACUGUUUUAAAGCUUGGAAUUAACACUGUUUUAAAGCUUACAAUUAACACUGUUUUAAAGCUUACAAUUAACACUGUUUUAAAGCUUACAAUUAACACUGUUUUAAAGCUUACAAUUAACACUGUUUUAAAGCUUACAAUUAACACUGUUAUAAAGCUUACAAUUAACACUGUUUUAAUGCUUACAAUUAACACUGUUCAAAGCUUAGAAUUAACAUGGUUCUAA
This is a messenger RNA of Lottia gigantea (owl limpet), 333 nucleotides long. RefSeq lists its product as hypothetical. The transcript has a single exon. The record is from RefSeq and is a predicted model, not a curated record. NCBI's taxonomy places the organism in Eukaryota, Metazoa, Mollusca, Gastropoda, Lottiidae. The annotation marks the transcript as partial.